This is a messenger RNA of Spea bombifrons (plains spadefoot toad), 1076 nucleotides long. RefSeq names its product cerebral dopamine neurotrophic factor (gene CDNF). Lineage: Eukaryota; Metazoa; Chordata; Amphibia; Anura; Pelobatidae. The transcript has 4 exons. The record is from RefSeq and is a predicted model, not a curated record. Gene Ontology annotation, cellular component: endoplasmic reticulum. Bases 155 to 685 code for a protein of 176 amino acids. Gene Ontology annotation, biological process: neuron projection development; dopaminergic neuron differentiation.
CAGAGCCCCGUCCGUUUCUUAGGAAAUUCAUGAACAUUGAGACGCCAACAAAAUGGCUCCCGUACCCAAGUAAUGGUGGGAAAGUGUUUAGAACUCUGUGACUAAAAUAGUGCAGGCCGCUGUGGUGUGGAGAGGGUUGAUAUUCGUGUUGAAAAUGAGGAGCGUGUUGACUGUGCUGGUGCUGGGACUGUGUAGCACAUUCCUGCCGACUUCUGCUUCCCGUGCCGAUUGUGAAGUUUGCAAAGAAUAUUUGGGGAGAUUUUAUAACUCGUUACUAGGACAAAAUAUUGAGUUUACACCAGCUUCCAUAGAGAGAGAAUUAAUUAACGCCUGCACAGAGUCUACGGGAAAAGAAAACCGCCUGUGUUAUUAUUUAGGAGCUACAGAUGAUGCUGCUACGAAGAUCCUGAGUGAAGUUACGCGUCCCAUGAGCGCACACGUGCCCGUUGAAAAAAUCUGUGAGAAACUACAGAAGAUAGACAUUCAAAUCUGUGAACUAAAAUAUGAGAAGGAAUUAGACCUGGAAUCGGUGGACUUGGCUAAGAUGAAGGUGGCAGAUCUCAGGAAGAUACUGGACAGCUGGGGAGAAGUAUGCAGGGCCUGCAUAGAGAAAACAGAUUUUGUGGCGCUUAUAAAAGAGUUGGCUCCAAAACAUACAACGAAAAGCCAAAAAGCAGAUCUUUAAAAUUCUACCAGUCUGACACAAAGUGAAUUAUCAUUAUGAGGAUGUUCUCUGCAAAUGAAAUGUUGAAAUGUGACUUCGCAUAAUGCCAAAAUAAAACUGAAAAGCUGUUAUGAAUAUUUUCUUCCUGAAUUCAAAAUACUAAAUAAAUAUGCCGGAAUAACAAACCUGCCACAACGUGUCCCUGUCAUUAAAUGAUACACUGUAUUUUUGAAUAUGUAACCAUGUACUACAGCCGGCAAUGCCAAUAGUCUGUUAGCACUGAUUGAACUGUAGGUAUGGGAGAGAAUUAAACUGUGAAUGUUGUUCCUGCUAUCUGCUAGAUCGUCUGUCAGUUAGAUAUUUACUGCUGAAAUUGUCCCAGGAAUAAAUUAUACUGCCUUUGGAAAAACAA